This is a messenger RNA of Caenorhabditis sp. 36 PRJEB53466, 1179 nucleotides long. The record is from the annotation of a GenBank genome assembly. NCBI's taxonomy places the organism in Eukaryota, Metazoa, Nematoda, Chromadorea, Rhabditida, Rhabditidae.
AUGCCGAUGUACCAACUGACUCCAACUUUCCCAGCGAAUUUUGACGUUACCCCAAAGGAAGUCAUUUAUAGAGUUGCCUCGUACCACGAAAGCACAGUUCAAGCUCAGCAAAAUGGCCAAGUCCAAGUUUGUCUUUCUUUUUUAUCAUCUCACACUGUGAAUUUUCAGCAGGAAACAGACCCCCGAAAGGUCUUGGAGCAAAAACAGCUGGAACUAAUUGAGACACUCAAAGCUCAAACCGACUCGCUCAACAAACUGCUUGUAUCCCUUGCAAAGGUUACGGGAGAAGACAAAAAGGCUACUCCUGCCAAAAAAGAACAGUCUGUUCCUGCUGCCGUUGCUCCAGCCAGUGCCGACACGACCGGAAAAGACGGAAAAAAAGACAAGGAUGCGAAGAAAGAAGCCAGAAAGGCAGCGAAGGCCGAAGCGGUGAAAAAGUUGGCCUCUGGGGAGGCACCAAUUCCGAAAGGAAAGACCCCAAACGUUGAAUCUAACGGAUGGACUGUAGAAGACGACCGGAAGACGUGGGAGGACAAACUGUCUCUGACCGUCAACAUUCCAACCAGCCUUGUCUCGUAUCCGCAGGAGCACCUCGGACAGGCGACUCUGACUGUAACCGCCGCCGAUCAGCAGUGGGUGGCUAUUCUGGCGAAAUCGGGUGAAAAGAGACAGGUCGCGUUCACGGGAGAUGUCAGCAACAAGGCUAAUGAUGCUAAAACGACAAUUAAGGUUACGAAAGGUUUGCUAAUUGUCUAAUUCAAUAUUAAAACGUAUGUUUCAGGAUCAAAGACGACUCUUGCAUUCGCAAAAACGACGGCGACUUCUCUGCAAACCAUCUGGAAACUUCUUGGUGCCGCCCUCGGUCUUUUCUCGAGAAAGUCUCAGCAGGUGCUGAGUGCCAGCCACCAGGCUCUCUGGCUCAACCAGGUGAUAUCGAAACAUGGAAUGACUUAUUUAACAUUGGUUAUUGAACAGGCUGAACAAAUUGUUCACGGAUCGGGAGAUCUUUCAUACGCCACGCGUCAAGCUUCUCAAUUCUUAGCUCGUUUCGAUUCUCUCAGCUCGCAGUGGGAAGUUUCGGUUGCCGACGUCAUCUUCAGAAGCCUCUUGAAUCUGGCCGAAGCCCACCCGAAUAACGUUGAAAUCUGGGCAAAGAAGAUUGAUAAAUUGCUAGCCUAA